AUGCCUCGCAAGCACGUAUAUCGUAGCGAUCUUUUCAGCCCCGACCAGCUCACCUCAAAUGAGCUUCUGGAAUACGCAUUGGAGGAAUUACGGAGUGGCCUUACUGAAGACAAUUUCAAGCAUGUCUUUCAAGAGCUCAUCGAUAACGAGAGCCCCCAUAUUCUUCCUUUGGUCUUGUCGUUCUUGAGCGAGACCACUCCCUUGGUUUUGUGGAUGUUGCAAUCAUUUCCCUCUGAUCCAGUGAAUUAUGACGCCACCAUUCAUUACAAGAUUAUAUCUCGUCUAUCUGCAGAGUUCAUGUUAUCGGACUCCUAUUCUGUGCAAGACAAAGAGCUGUGUGCACGAUACUAUGAAACAACUCAAGUCACGUCCAAUGUGUUGAAAUUUCUUGUCUCUUUCCUCCAGGCCAUCAAUAUCCGGUCAGAUCAACGUAACAAGAACGGCAAGGUCAGCCAGAAGAAACGUAAGCAGGCCGAACGAGCAGAGAAAGCUGCAGCUUUGGUCGAAAAGGAUUUCGAUGUCCUGGAUGUCGACAUGCCUGAAGCGUCGAGCGACGCGUCCAUCCUCGUGGACAGUAUUCUAACAACUCAGAAGAACGCUCUUAAGUUCUAUUUGGAGAUGCUCCGUUGUCCCGAGGUAUCUCUGUCUUUCAAGGAACGUUCUAUCGUUGCCCCACCACCCGCCGAAGAGGAGAAGACCAUUAAGUUAUCUGUGACAACAGUCCCCGAGGAUCCAGCAGUGGUCGAGCUGCCAUCUGCAUAUCCGAAUGUUCGACCAAUGAAGUCGGCAUUAUACUUUGAUAGCGCCAAAGGUUUUGGUGAAUGGACAAUCAUCAUAUCCACGAACGCCGAUGAUUUUUUGCGGAGCACCCACAGAAAAGAUGUCUCUACGUUCAAAAUUAUUGUGAAGAAGAUCAAGGAGCUCUCACGCGGACACUUUUCCGAUGACAAUCAAAAGCGUCUGAGUGGAAGCGGGACUGAUGUUCCAGUAUUCGAAGCUAAGAUGACUCGCGAUCUCAGGCUUAUCUAUCAAAUCGAUGUAAUUCCAUGUGACGAAAGCAGAGAACAACAAGCUGUCAAAAUCUUUGGCAUCCAUACUCACGCCCAAAUCGACAACCGUCUGUGGAGUUCUAUCAGUAGUCAGCUUCGCAAAAAGGGAAGGGAGUACCGAAAAAGAUGCGCGGUCAGGAAGCGCGCGGAUCAAGCCUCGAAGGACACUUUCAUUCCAGCGUUCUUCCCUCCACUUCCUGAAGUACUUCCAGUGGAAAUUGAAGAUAUACCAGACCUACGUCCUGACGAAACGGCCCAGGUUCAUUCAAGGCUUGUAGUUGAGAAAUACGUCACAUUUUCGCAGCCUUUUUUGAAUACCAUCCUAGCAGAUGUAGAUGCAACUUUUCCUCAUAUGGUUUCCACUCAAGAGAAACGGAUUAUAGAGCACCCAAAUUCCUGCUAUGUUAUAGGUCGCAGCGGCACAGGGAAAACCACUACCAUGUUGUUCAAGAUGUUGCUCAUUGAGCGAACAUUUCAACUCAUGGAGUCGGAUUUGCCCCGUCCUCGUCAAGUCUUUGUCACUAAGUCCAGAAUGCUUGCAAAGAAAGUGCAAGAAUAUUUUUCGAAGCUGGCCGGUUCCUUAGCAAUGGCGUCAAGAACAUUUGCUGAGCUCAUGCGCUUACCAAAAGCAGCACAGGAUCAAGAAGAUUUGGGACUAGUUGAUGUUGACGACAUCGUAGAUUGGCGAAGCGAUCUUCCUGCCAAGUUCAGCGAACUCGAGGAGAAACAUUUUCCGCUGUUUAUAACAUUCGAUGGCCUUUGCGACAUGUUAGAAGCCGAUAUGAGCACCAAAAUGUUGGCCCCCACGAGUCCUACUGACAGAAAACGCGCUAAGACUCAUAGGGGUGUUAUUACGUUCGAGUCCUUCUUUGAGUUUUACUGGUCGCAUUUUCCCGAGCAUUUGGUGAAAGGAUUAGAUCCUGCCUUGGUAUUCAGCGAGAUCAUAGGUGUUAUCAAAGGCUCAGAAGAGACGUUGAGCGAAGGGAAGCGAUAUCUUAGCAGGACUACUUACCUUGAUCUCAGCAAACGCCAACAAUCCACAUUUGCUGACCGGAGAGACGAAGUGUACGAAAUUUUUGAGUCGUACAUGCACAAAAAGAAGUUGCGAGGAGAGUAUGAUACUGGCGAUCGAACCCACAAUAUCUUGAAGUAUUUCGCGGAGAAAGGUAUUCCCGGACAAGGUAUCGACCAUUUAUACGUCGACGAAGUGCAGGAUAAUAUGCUCAUUGACACGAUGGUCUUGAGGGCACUAUGUAGCAACGCGGAUGGUCUCUUCUGGGCAGGUGAUACGGCCCAAACCAUUUCCGUAGGAAGCUCUUUCCGUUUCAAUGGUUUAAAGGCAUUUCAAUGGAAUAUUGAGGAUCAGUACCGGAAGAAGCGCGGACCCGCAGCUGCAUGCAAGCAGCCGCCUGAAAUGUUUCAACUCGCCGUCAAUUAUAGGUCCCACGCAGGCAUCGUUGAUUGCGCCCAUUCUGUCAUUGACCUUAUCACGACUUUCUGGGAGGAUUCCAUUGAUCGUCUUUCUCCAGAGAUGGGCAUUGUAGACGGCUUUAAACCUGUCUUUUUCGACACUGAAGAUCGUACGCAAUUGGAACAGUUCAUUUUUGGAAAUGUCGGUGAUCACAUCGAGUUCGGAGCUCAGCAAUGUAUCAUUGUUAGGAAUGAAGCGGCGAGAGAGAGGCUCCAGCAGCAAGUGGGCGAAGUUGGUCUUGUGCUAACCAUAUACGAAAGCAAAGGACUCGAAUUCAAUGACGUCCUUCUUUAUGAUUUCUUUGCCGAUUCAAUUGCCGGUCCUUCAUCCUGGCGAGUUGUGCUGAACGCCAUCGAUGAAAGCAAGCAAGACCCUAGGAAUCCACCUCCGCGAUUUGACGGUGUUCGUCAUGCAAGUAUUUGUAAUGAGUUAAAAUCCCUGUAUGUUGCAAUCACCCGAGCUCGUGAAAAUAUCUGGAUUGCAGAUGGUUCUGAAACGGGAGAACCCAUGAGGAUCUUUUGGACGAGCAAAGAUUUGAUCCAUAACUAUACUCCGGGAUCCGAUGCUCCUCGCCUUGCGUCUUCAUCAACGCCCGAAGAAUGGGCUGCAAAAGGACGCGAGCUUUUCUAUCGAAAGCAGUUCUCGCAUGCUAAGCAUUGCUAUAUCAGGGCAAAUCUUCCUGUUUUGGCAUCCAUCGCAGGUGCCUAUGAUUUGCGGGCGAAGGCUCGUAAAAUCAGUGGCACGUCGAGAUCAAAGGUGCUCGAACGGUACGCUUGUUUUGCAGAAGCAGCCGUCUCGUUCUCGGAAUGUGCCAAGGUCACCUCGAGCUCAAAGGAUUCCUUAACCUAUUUCAGGAUUAGUGGGGAAUGCUUCGAACAAGCUGACCAGAAGUAUCGAGCUGCCCAGAUGUUUUUCCAGGCACAGGAGUACACCCAUGCUGCAGAGCUGUAUAGAGAUCUCGGAAAGUUUGACGAGGCAGUGGCAAUUGUGAAGGCUCACGAAGGCGAGAUGUCAUCGAAAGUGGUCGAAAAUGUCAUCAAACUCGCCAGACUAACGUACUUCUCCAACCGCCAAAUGAAAAAGGCACACCAGUUAUUUGACUCCCUCGAAGAAGAAUUGGAGUAUCUGGAAGAAAGAGACCUUGAUAUUGCUCUUGCGGAAUUGCUAGAAUCAAUGGGUCGACUCAGCGAGGCUGCUGAACUUCAUUAUUCUGAAGGUCGCAGGGAAGAAGCCAUCGAACUCUUUCUUCGUGAAGCAGAAAAUGAAAGUGCUUUGCGCCGGGCUCAAGAAUGCAUCCUUGAAGAACUUUGGCAUAGAGUAUCCUUUGGCGUGGACUCUCGUGCUAUAUGCUCAGAUCCCGUUGUGUCGCGGCUGAUGCGGUUUGCUUCGCGGUUUGAUGCGGCUUUGAUGAGGAAAAUUGAAGCAGCUGAACUAUUCAUGUUCACUGCGAUCAUAAAAGAUCAGACAUCUCGACUGCGUGAGCUGGCAUUGGAAUUUCACGAGAUGGGCCAUAAUUCCGCGGCUUUGUUAUGCCUCGAUCAAUACUUCUCGCGGGCCUUUCGAAUUCAGAGUAUGGUCCUCGCUGACGCCGUUGAAGAACUCAACAUGUUCCAUUUUUAUGUGAACCUGCUCUCCGCUGCCGCAUACCGAACAGACCCAUGCGAAGAUGCCAUGACUGCCGCUCUGUUCGGUUUCCGGCGGAUAGCGGAAAAUGAAUAUCUCGUGCCCCAGAAUACGUGGUUACACACGGCAGCCCUUGAACUUCAACUCAGGAGCGCGACCAGUGAUCUUGACCUCACCCUGUCGGUACCAGAACUGCGUAGCAUAUUUCAGCGUGUUCUGAGAGGUCGCCUCAAACAGAGGACUGACGCUGAGAACAGCGAAUGCGCGAGAAGCAAAGCAUUUCUGCCUUGCCUAGUUUUUGCUGUAUCUGGGUUUUGUAGACGGCCAGACUGCCCGGAAGCUCAUGUAUCACCUUCUGAGAUAGAUGCUGGCUACUAUAAUAUGCGCAUCCGCUUGCACCUGCAACAAAUAUUGAUUUUGCAGUCACUUAGGGAGAAUGCUCAUCAGGAGGUGGAAGGCAAAGGUACCAAAUUUUGGCUCAACCGUCUUUAUGAAGCUCUUUAUCCGCCCCAUCAUGUGUUCGGUUCUAUCUCGGACCUUGCUCUUUCUACAAUUCCCGAAGCUACCAAAGCAUUGAACGUUGUCAAAGAUUGGGUGCGAACACUUGUGUACGGACGGGCAUUUUUGCCCUAUACGACUUUCCUCACAGACGUGAUGCGGGCAACCACAUUGGCAUUCAUGUUUGACCGGAGUCAAGCCGUUUAUCUCAGAAAUGCGGCAUAUUUCAGUAUACGCACUCCACCUGCGUACAUUCGUCGAGGUGGUUCACCCAUACUACCGGAGCUUCUGGGUGCGAUGUCUGGGACUUACACGUGGUCUCUUGCUGCCGGUUUUGCAUUCGUCGAGCAAGUUCUGCAUGUUAUUAUGCGACAAUUACCGAUUAACAUAGGUGUUCUAUGUGACCUGGUGGACUUUCUUUGCAGCUCUGUUAUCCUGUGUGGUCGUCGCCCUGGAAUGACGGUGCUGCAUGACGUAACAGUUCCUCGCAGUUGGCUCCUGCGUUUUAUCAAGCAUGAUUUGCCGUACUUGAAUCCAAAGAUACAGAUAAACACUUUUCACUUGCUUUUAUCGCGUAUGUGGGAUCUUUUAGAACAGUUGUACGACGGCAAUGGCUCGGAAUAUCUUUUGUACGGAACUACCAGAAAUCUUUCUAAUGUGCCAGCGGUAAUUCGUGAUGUUUAUAUGGUCAGAAUAAUCAAGGCCAUUGGGCUACUUGGCUACAAUAUUCGUAGCGACCUUUUCAGGAGUAAAGUCCGGAAGUUGUUACUGUCGAUGCGCCGUGAAGGACGAUUGCUACCUUCUUUUUAUAGUCGAUAUGUUGAUGCAAUAAGCUACUCGUGGGACGAAUUCGCAAAGGUUCUCCGCCGUUCGCUGCAAUAUGACACCACGGAUGAGAUGAUUCAGCUUUUUCAUAAGAGCAGGGCUCCGGUGAACCUGAAUGCCUUGCUAGGAGUGCGUCAGGUUGUCUACGACGAUUUAGCGAAUAUUCAAGUACUGCUUGACCCCAGUGUCUCGACAGCGAUCAGUCAAACCUCUGAACCGCAUGUCGAGGUUUCCAUGCAGAUGGAAGAUGAUCAAGCCGAAGAGAUAGAGCAUCUUCCACGGGUUGAGGCUGCUCGCGAAGAAGGAGAAGACUCUGUUGACGCAGUUGAUAAUACCGUUGAUGUCAUUCCGAUACAAGACAUGACACGACCAGAGCCUUCAGAGCAAGAAAUAGACGCCGCAAUCCAGAUACAAAGAGCGUAUAGGCGCGUUCUUUCUCGCCGACGAGGCGUUGCCAAGAGCGGAAUAGCCGGCCUUCACGCGCAAAUAUACGCGUCAUGCGCCAAAGAAGUAACUCGGCUUGGUGAUAACUCGGGGUUGUACCUUCGCUUGUUUCUGGGUCCGCUGCCGCACAUCUUGGUUUGUCUCGAGACUGUUCGUAUCGAUUCAUUGAAUUACAAGAAGAAGACGAAAGAGAGGCUCAAAGAGUGUAGCCCAGAUGAAAUGGAUGCGCUUGAUGAUCUCUUAACGCAGACCAAUAAGGCGAGCAAGGCGUCAAUCAAAUUACAGAAGGAUCUUGGCCCAAGUUCUAUGUUUCACGAGCGUUGCGACGACAAGCAGCUCAGAAAACUAGUGGAAGAGGCUAGCAAAUUGGUUUCUUCUCUCCCAUUCGGCACUUCAUCGGAAUUAUCGGAUGAUUUGUAUCUUGCUGUCAAAGGGAUCGUAACUGAACGUUCGCUUCCAGGUGCUGGUAAAAAGCCCGUGAAGCCGACACUCAACAUUGAGGACGAUUACUGUUACUGAUCUUGUCCUAAUAGCUCAAUACAUCUACCGUCUGUAAUAUAUAAACUCCCUUUGAUCAUUCACGCACUGUCGCUGAAACAUUGGAAAACACAUCUAAACAUGUCGUGUAGGCAGUUCAUCUGCUACGGUUGACCCCAAUCCGCCGCUGUCCUUUCCCAACUCACUGCCCAGCUCAUCAGACAAUCAGCGCGUCUCUGUAGUCGCUUUGAAUUGCUUAGCAAAGGCGAUACGCUUGGGCAACAUAUAUCUUAUGUCAAUCCACCGCAAUGUGAGCGUCAUGACGAUGACGAGGAUCCAGAGUCCAAGAGACACCUGCCAGCCAUACUUGUAAUGAGGAGCUUGAGAGGCUGGCCAUACGAGAACUUGAGACCAAGCGGAGAUAGCGUAGUAGACAGCGACAGCUGC
Messenger RNA from Desarmillaria tabescens, 6834 nucleotides. RefSeq lists its product as uncharacterized. Gene Ontology annotation, molecular function: ATP binding; hydrolase activity. The coding region runs from base 1 to 6429 and encodes 2142 amino acids. Lineage: Eukaryota; Fungi; Basidiomycota; Agaricomycetes; Agaricales; Physalacriaceae. The transcript has 36 exons. The record is from RefSeq and is a predicted model, not a curated record.